Malassezia restricta is the source of this 477-nucleotide messenger RNA. RefSeq names its product NADH dehydrogenase (ubiquinone) 1 alpha subcomplex subunit 5. Gene Ontology annotation, biological process: respiratory electron transport chain. The record is from RefSeq and is a predicted model, not a curated record. Bases 1 to 477 code for a protein of 158 amino acids. NCBI's taxonomy places the organism in Eukaryota, Fungi, Basidiomycota, Malasseziomycetes, Malasseziales, Malasseziaceae. The transcript has 2 exons.
AUGUUUGCGACCAAGGCAGUGCGAUUCGUUCCCUCGGCCAUGCGCGCCAGCACAGCCACCAAGUUUUUGCGCACAAAGCGCACGACUAAUAUUGCUGGUCUUGAGAUUCAUCCCGAUCCGCUGCCGGAGCUUGUGUCGACGUAUACCCAUACGCUGAAUGUGCUCAAGGGUCUGCCCGAGUCUGCUGUCUUUCGCCAAUCGUCGGAGGCUGUGACGCAACAGCGCCUUGAUAUUGUGAAGGAGGCCAUGACGCCCACGUCGCGCGAGACUGUGUACGGCUCCGAGGCCGCCAUUGACCGUGUCGUCGCCGCUAUUGACGCGGGUCUUAUUGAGGAAAUCGUCGACCAGGCGAAUGACGAGUUCCACCUUGCUACCAAGAUGAUUGACUGGAAGCCACACGAACCACUUCAGGUGCCCGCUCCCCCUGGUCAAUGGAAUACGUUCAAUAUGCAGGCUGCCUCGGGCGAGGGUCACUAG